Molecule: messenger RNA, 1277 nt
Organism: Elaeis guineensis (African oil palm)
Lineage: Eukaryota; Viridiplantae; Streptophyta; Magnoliopsida; Arecales; Arecaceae
Product: GDSL esterase/lipase At5g45950
Molecular function (GO): hydrolase activity, acting on ester bonds
Source: RefSeq, a predicted model, not a curated record
UAUAAAGGCCAGCAUUGGGCUCUUCUUUUCUGGUCGAAGACAGAGUGAGAGAUGAUGACGAGGUUGGGAGCCAUCGUGGCCGUGCUGCCGCUGGUGGCAUUGCAGAUGAGUGCAUGGGCAGCGGAGCUGCAACCACCGAGGAGGCGGUGGAACACGACGUGCAUUCUGGUGUUCGGAGACUCGACCGUGGAUCCCGGAAACAACAACAGACUGGCGACGGACUCCAAGGCCAACUUUCUGCCGUACGGCAAGGACUUCUUCAAUGGCCGACCCACCGGGCGGUUCUGCAACGGCAGGCUUGCCACUGACUUCAUCGCUGAGGCAUUUGGUAUUUCAAAGAGCGUUCCAGCUUUUUUGGACCCAGAUCUCAGUCCAGAGCAGCUUCAAUAUGGAGUUAGUUUUGCAUCAGCUUCUUCCGGAUAUGAUGAGUUUACCGCUUCAAUUGCAAAUGUGCUACCAUUUUCCAAGCAGUUAGAAUAUCUGAUGCAUUAUAAGAUCCAUCUCAGAAGGAAGGUUGGACCAGCAAAAACAGAGCAGACUCUGAAGAAUGCUCUCUUUGUAGUGAGUGCCGGUAGCAACGAUUUCAUCCAAAAUUACUUUCUGUUUUCUAAUCGGUCAGGGCAAUUCACAGUGCCAGAGUAUGAGGACUUCUUAAUCACACUCAUGUUUAAGAAUAUCAAGGAAAUGCAUAAACUUGGGGGAACAAGGUUCCUUGUGGUCGGUCUUCCUCCAAUGGGUUGUCUCCCACUUGUUAAAACUAUUGCAAACACUCAAAAAUGUGUGAGUAGUUACAAUGAUGCGGCCAUAUCAUUCAACUCAAAGGUAGUAGCACAAGUGCAUGCCCUAAAGGAGAUAUCAGGAGUGAGAGCUUCUUAUCUAGAUAUUUAUAGAAUCAUAAGCGACGCCACACAGAAACCCAAGAAGUAUGGAUUGGUAGAGGCAUCAAAGGGAUGCUGCGGUUCAGGGGUGGUUGAGGUUGGGGAGACAUGUAAAGGCCUACGCACGUGUAGUAAUCCAAGCAAGUACUUGUAUUGGGAUGCUGUUCAUCUCACUGAAAGAAUGUAUCAGAUUAUUGCAGAUGCAGCAGGAAGUAUCAUUGCCAAGGAGGUUUUGAGUUGAUGAAGACAUUCUAUAGUUGUGUUGUAGUGGUGCAGAUUGUAUUGCUAUUGCUGCUGCUUUUCUUUUUCUCCUGCUUGCUUUUGCUGCUGGUAAGAUUACAAGCAGCAAAUCUAUGUAUGUGGAUUGGCUAAUACAAUGUUUUCUAGGCUCUGAAUGAG